ACCAGUUUUAAACUCGUUUACAGCUAAAGUAAACUAUUUACACACUAUGCUCUGUGCUCGCUGAACACAUCCUGCAAGAAAGGUCCACGCCUUCCUCAUGUAGCUCACUGUGCAUCCUGGUUCAUUCGUGCGUUUUUACGCACAGCGACACGAUGACCGUCCGGACGUCCCGCUGCGCUCUCCUGACCUCGCUCUGUCUCCCUCUGCUUUUGAACUGCUCGGGGACUGCGUGGGCUUUCGAGGUGACACUGCUCCACACCAACGACAACCACGCACGGAUCGAGGAGACCAGCGAGGACUCCGGGAAGUGUUCAGACAGGGCUCCUUGCUUCGCCGGGGUCGCCAGGAGGUUCACGAAGGUGUCGGAGAUCCGGAGAAAGGAGAAGAACGUCUUGUUUUUGGAUGCGGGUGACCAGUUUCAGGGAACUGUCUGGUUCAACUACUACAAAGGUGCCGAAGCAGCGCACUUCAUGAACAAACUUGGUUAUGAUGCCAUGGCUUUGGGAAACCAUGAGUUUGACAAUGGAGUGGAGGGUCUGAUCCAGCCUUUCCUCCAGAGUGUAAAUUGUUCUGUGGUGAGCACCAACAUACAACCUGACCAGACUCUGGCUGCAGAGCUCAGUGGCCACUACACGCCCUACACAGUCAUAGAUGUGGGCUCAGACAAAGUGGCUGUGGUGGGCUACACCACCACAGAGACCCCUGUCUUAUCCAGGCCAGGCCAACACCUGAAGUUUGAGGAUGAGGUGGAGGCACUUCAGGUUCAGGUCAACAAGCUGGAAACCUUGGGCUAUAACAAGAUCAUCGCCCUGGGCCACUCUGGCUUUGACAUGGAUCAGCAAAUCGCCAAGCGCGUCAGAGGGGUCGAUGUCGUUAUUGGAGGACACACCAACACAUUCCUCUACACUGGACAGCCCCCAUCCACGGAGGUGCCGGCGGGCCCGUACCCUUACAUGGUGAGGUCGAGCGAUGGGAGAGACGUGCCGGUGGUCCAGGCUUAUGCCUUCGGGAAAUACCUUGGGUACUUAAAAGUUACCUUUGAUGAAGCUGGGAAUGUGAUUAAAGCCGCUGGAAAUCCCAUCCUGAUGGACAGCAGCAUACCUCAAGACCCAGAAGUCCUCACCGACGUUGGGAAGUGGAAGAAAGGCUUGGCUCAGUACUCCUCACAGUACGUCGGACAAACCUUAGUCUACCUCAACGGGACGUUUGAGGAGUGUCGAUUUCGGGAGUGUAACCUCGGCAACCUGAUCUGCGAUGCUAUGAUUCGUCACAAUGUAAAGUAUUCAGGUGAGGAUCUGCAGUGGAAUCACGUGGCCAUGUGUAUGCUGAAUAGUGGGGGCAUACGGACACCUAUAGAUGAGCACUACAAAAAUGGUUCCAUAACUAUGGAGGAGAUUCUCACCGUCUUACCAUUUGGAGGAACCUUUGACCUCGUCCAGAUUAAAGGAUCAACCAUCAAAAAAGCAUUUGAACACGCCGUUCACAGAUAUGGAACCAUGUCUGGAGAAUUUCUUCAGGUCUCAGGCAUUCACGUAGAGUAUGACCUCUCCAGACCAGUGACCCAGCGUGUGGUGUCUCUGUCCGCGCUCUGCACAGAGUGCCGCGUGCCGAAGUAUGAACCGUUGGACCUGGAGAAGACGUACACCGUGGUCAUGAAUUCAUACAUGGUGAGCGGAGGUGACGGCUUUGCCAUGGUGCAGGAGGAGCUACUGAAGCAUAACACAGCAGGUGGUGCAGCCAGUCUGGAAUGUGGAAGACAACUCGUCCUGACAACCAUGAAGGAGAGAGGAAGAGGAGGACGGAGAGAGUGUCGUUGAAGAGCUGGGAGAGAAGGAUUUACAUUCAUUCUUGAGACUGAAGCCCACAUUUAAUAAUUACUGCUACUGGAGUAACCUGUUUCAACAUGAGUGGCCGGCAGAACUCUGCUGAGGUGAAUAUUUCUUUAUGUUUUUAUUAAAAAAAAAAAUGUAAAAGUGUUCCCUCAUUUUAAGCCUCAUGACAAGAGGUUAAUUGUGUUCAUCCCUCCAUUCUAAGGCGAUGACACAUUUAUUCCAGUACUGCAGUGAAGUGGCCAUUCAUAUUAAAUCAGCCAGAAAUGGGGUGACAUCGUGUUUAAAAAGCUCAAGGCUCGUGAAACCUUUUGUGAUCUCACCGAUCCGGCCUCUGGCAAGUUUGUCAAGUUAAAGGCUUGCAGCCAUUUUUGGCUCGCUGCUUGUCAGAGCUGAUAACAGUUUUGUGAACUAUUUUAAAUAGAUGGGUCAAAAUUUGGUGAGCCACAUUGUUACAAAAACAGCACUGAUAUAUGUUUUCCCUCCAGAAUACCAUGGACCAGAAAACUGAAAUAACAAUUGGCUGUCUUUGAAAUGUCUCUCUUUACUUCUUUAAAGAGACACUUCACCCCAAAAUUAAACAUUCUUUCUCACCUCCUGUGCCAUUUAUCCAUUAAGACGGUAAAGGUGUGAGUUGCAGAGAUAUCGGCCAAUGUCUCCCUUCUCUUGAAUAUAAAAGAAAAUAGCUUUUCUUAACAAGUUCUGUGGAUUAUCACAGGUUUCAUGAUGUUUUUUUAAAGAGACAUUGCUGUCGAGUUUUUCAAAUGUAAUUUUUGCCAUCUUGUUCCAUUAUAUUCAAGAGAACGAGGUUGGAUUUUCAACCAAUAUCUUUAAAACUCAGCUGCUCACACCAAAACAAUGGAUGCAUAAACAGCAUCACAGGUAAGAAGAAAACAAGUACUUUGGAUUUGGGUGUGAACUGGCUCUUUAAACUCCAGUUAAACUUCACAGCUGGACCAAUGGUAUACAUUUCAAGACAAAUGAACACCGACAUCAUAACAAAACACAGAAACAAAAUUACAGCGUAAACAGUUUCUACAAUGAUGUCUUGGCAGACGUUGCACUAAACACCAUCUCAAAAACCUUUAAGCUCGAUUGGACUGUAGGUCUUUGACCACAAAGUGAUCCAUGGCGACCGUCCAAUGUGAGCAACCAUUUCAACUAAAUCUGAGUGUACUCCAACUGGACUCAGGAUAACAUUCCUGGGGCCUAGGCUUGCAGA
Messenger RNA from Acanthopagrus latus (yellowfin seabream), 3051 nucleotides. RefSeq names its product snake venom 5'-nucleotidase-like. The record is from RefSeq and is a predicted model, not a curated record. NCBI's taxonomy places the organism in Eukaryota, Metazoa, Chordata, Actinopteri, Spariformes, Sparidae. Gene Ontology annotation, cellular component: plasma membrane. Gene Ontology annotation, molecular function: nucleotide binding; metal ion binding; 5'-nucleotidase activity. The transcript has 10 exons. Gene Ontology annotation, biological process: AMP catabolic process. The coding region runs from base 153 to 1817 and encodes 554 amino acids.